This is a messenger RNA of Paralichthys olivaceus (Japanese flounder), 7437 nucleotides long. Lineage: Eukaryota; Metazoa; Chordata; Actinopteri; Pleuronectiformes; Paralichthyidae. The record is from RefSeq and is a predicted model, not a curated record.
UGUCCUCCUGUCAGAAACACAAGCUCCGUCUGACACAUGGUUGACAGUGGGAGACGGAAGUGGCCGAGAGAGACGGUACAGGACUGACAGAGAUCCAGACAACCACUCAGAGAGAGAAGGAGGCAGUCGGCCAUCUGUGGUUGGUCCCCUGCUAUUCUGCAGCUGUGCCGGAUUUCAGCUCCUUCUACAGUUAAAAAAAGACACAGUGAGAUAAAGGGGUUCAUUCUACAGCUGAUGAGCCCAGACUGGGGCAAUGAUAAGGUCUCAAUGGCCUCCAAUUAAGCCCCUGAGGCUGCUUCUGUUGAGGGAUGGGUGAUACCCCAGCUGGAUGUUCCGCUGUCAGCAUCCUCCACAGCUAUCAUUAGUGGCUAACGAGCUCCUGCUACAGAGGAAAGGAAGAAGGUGCCUGUGGAGAGAGGAGGAACCUUACAGCUGUUGUUAAGAGGCCCGGAGAUCAGACAAGGAAUUAUUUACCUCUGCAAGAGACAGAAACCCUUUAAAGAUUUUUCUGGUGCAAGAAAGGAUUUUGACUUUGAAAGAUAUAGCUACAGACAUUUAUUUUCCCGUUCCAGCUUCUUGUGUUUUUGCUACACCAUUGUGUAUACUGUACGUUGUGUAGUUAAUCGUCACUAUGCAGAACAUCAUUACUUCUCACGUGAAGGAGUUUCAGAAAAACACUAUAAUCCACUAGGUUUUUUGUUAAAGUUAUAUUAUUGUUUUACACUUUGACAUUAUUUUGACCUUCCUAUGCCCUGAAGCACUUGGACACCAUGGCAGCAGCCUAUCGCGUAGUGGUGAGCAGCGUGAGCUGCUACAACAGUGUGGUAGUGGACCGGCGCACUCACUCCCAUGCUGUGCACUACUGCUCAGGGCCAUGUGGAGCGCUGUCCCAGGGACUGGACUGUACUGUCGCUCACCGUGGCACCUGCUCUGAGCUGCUUGUUGCACCUGACCUCGUUUACAGUGACACAAAUGACUCACCCAUACACUCUCGUAACAUGAUCACUCAGCAACUGCCUAACCAUGGUAAGAUUAGUGUUUCUAUGGAUACGAGUUAUAAUGGUGGUCUAGAGAGGGCGGGGAGCAGUGGCAAUUUGUCUUUAGGGGAGGACAGCCCCACAUGGCGGGGUAAAAAGACCCAAAGUUGUGGAGGAUUGAUUGGAAACCUGAGCUCCUCAAGCAGUCUAAAGGACAUAACUGAGGAGGCCAUCAAUCUUGCCAGUGGUAAGCUCAAAGAGUUUUCUUUUGACAAGCUCCGCCUCUCGUCCUCCAGCCACGUUACCUUCCGGAAAGGUCGUAAGGUCCGCCCAGACUCUUUUAGCCGACGCUCCACUGACCUGGAAAUCAUCUAUGGCCACUUCAGUUCCAACAUUACCGCUAACGGAACGACUAAUGGCAUGACAAAUGGCACCGCCACUUCUAAUGAUGAGAACGUGCCACCAUUUAUGAUGGGGAAAGGGACAGGACUGGAGGAGACAAAGCUAAAGGGCAACUCCGGCACCAUGACAGCCAUCACUAAAGCAGGUGCUGGCUCAACAAGCAGCCUGUCAAGUAUUGGGUCAUUAGACCAAAGUCUGAACACAGUGGCCUCCCUGUACCUCAGCACCCUUGGAGAGGAGAACCUGAUUGCCCGGCUGCUGGAGAAAACACGAGCAGAGGCGGGCACUGGGGGAGCAGGCGGUGAGGACAUCCGCGCCUGCCUCGACAUCUUGCUUAAAUGUUCGGAAGACCUAAAGAAAUGCACUGACAUCAUCAAGCAGUGCAUCAAACGUAAAGCUGGUGGAGGGCCAGCGGAGGGAGGGGCCAGUCCUGACAGUGUGUAUCGAGCUGUGAUGGCCAGACUCAGCACCUACCUGAAACGACUGCCUCUGGAUCUGGAAGGGAUUGGGAAUUUGGGUAGCAGUGGGCAGGGGGGUCAGGGUGCACCUGGGAGUGGCCACAGUGAUUUGGCCGAGCUGGUAAAUACCCUUCACUCUAUCCAACAGGGACCUUACUCUCCAAUAUUUGGCAAUGAGCAACCACCUCGCUAUGAGGAUGUGGUGCUGUCACCUCCCAUCCCAAAGACUGUUCCUCAUUCUGGAUCUUCUAAUCUGUCCUCUGUCUCACCUUCCUCCUCAUCUUCCUUAAAAUCAGACUCCAUACAUACCAAACCAAUCCAAAGCUUCCCAUCCAAAACCAGUGCCCUUACCAAUGGACUACAGCAUCCAAAUUCUUCUUCUAUCACACAACACACACUCUCUCCCCCCUCUGUGACCUGCACUUCCAGCUCCAGCUCUUCUCCAACACAUUCUCCCUCCCUUCUUCGUAACUCCCCGACCCCACCAUACGCACAUACUCCUCCAGCUUCCCCCAUGGAGGCUCUUUAUAUUGAAGAGGAGGAAGCAGAUGUGAGUAAGACUCCAGAACAAAUAUCACAACAGACAUUAACUUCAACCAGAGGGAUGAGCAAUAUCCAGAACAAAAAUGGGACUGUGUUAAGUCAGUCCAUGAACCUAUCCCAACCAUACACACUCCACAAUUCUUUAAACAUUUUGCCAGCCAGCACAGGCUACAUCCCCACUGCUUCUUUAACAGUCUCAGCACCCAAAGCUGUCCCCCACAGGAAUGAUGACAUCGACAAGCUCCUGAUGGACUUAGAGAAUCUGUCUCAGAGUAUGAGCCACCCCAGAAAUAUUGAGCCUCCUCUUCCAGCCAAGACCAGGAAGAGAGAGGGCAGCCAGGGGAUGACGUCCAAUGACGCCCUCACUCAGCAGAAAAUGUCCCAGUUCAAAAUCCAGAAGCCAGUUAGCCACUUGACCAUGAACGGCCCUAGCUCAAGGACCUCUCCAAGUCUCACUCCUCCCCAGGUGGAGAACACUGAAUCUCCAGUAGGAGAGGAGGAGGAUGGGGCACUUCUGCUGAGGAUCUUGGAGAGCAUUGAGAGUUUUGCCCAGGAGCUGGUGGAUUCUGGGGCGGGAAGCACAGGGAGUGCUGAGAGAAAAUGUGGAAAGGAGCGGGAGGUGAUGAGGCUUCUGCAGGAUACACUAGCCACCACCGGCAGGGCUGAUACCCCACCUGCUGCUCCGACUGCUCCAUCCGUGCACAUAAAUGCAGUCCCAGCGAUCCCACCAAAACACUCACCGCCAAAUACAAUUGCAGUUUCAAUUACACCAACACCUGCUCAUUCAACAUCUGAAGCUGUGUGCAAUGCUACACCCGAACCUACCCCUAAACCUACACCAGAGGUUGUCCCCAAACCUCUGCCUACACCAACACCUGAGCCUACAACAGAAGCAACAGAUGAAGAAACAGAGGCCUCUACGGAUCACAUCCCUGAUUCUGUAACAUCUGCACCUACCAGCUUGCAUUCCACCGCACACUCCACAACAGUGGCUGCACCUGAAGCUCCAGCACCUGUUGCCGUCCCAGCUGCAGCAGAUAUAAGAGAUGCUGACAUUGCGGUUGCUGACCCUGCUACUGUUAGAGAUACCGGCUCAACACUACUCAUCCAGCAGACUCCAGAGGUGAUCCGAGUCCAGUCCAAACCAGGCACGCCACCGCCAGCCCCCGCCACAGCCCCGGCCACACCGACCCCAACGCCGCGCUCGCCCAGCCCUCCUUCGUCUCCGGUGAUCAUCACCCCUCCUCCCCCCGCCGUCAACAUUCCCAGGUUCUACUACCCCCGUGGGCUCCCUGCCCUGGGCCCGGCUGCCAACCACGACUCGGCCAUCGCUGCCAUUGAGACGGCCUUCACGGAGUUCGAGGAGGAGAAGGCGGACAUAUAUGAGAUGGGAAAGAUCGCAAAGGCUUGUGGGUGUCCUCUCUACUGGAAGUCACCCAUGUUCUACGCUGCAGGAGGCGAGAGGACGGGAUUCGUCUCGGUCCACUCCUUCAUUGCAACCUGGAGGAAGUUGUUGCACAGUUGCCAUGACGAUGCAUCAAGGUUUAUUUACCUGCUGGCCAAACCUGGCUGUAACUACCUGGAGCAGGAGGAUUUCAUUCCUCUGCUGCAGGACAUAGUGGAUACUCACCCUGGACUCACCUUUCUGAAGGAUGCUCCUGAAUUCCAUUCCCGCUACAUCACAACGGUGAUCCAGCGGAUAUUCUACGUGGUGAACCGUUCGUGGACGGGACGUAUCAACAUGAUUGAGCUGCGCCGGAGCAACUUCCUCCAGACCCUGGCCCUGCUGGAGGAGGAGGACGACAUCAACCAGAUCACAGACUACUUCUCCUACGAGCACUUCUACGUCAUCUACUGCAAGUUUUGGGAGCUGGACACAGACCACGACCUCUACAUCGACCCCAAAGACCUGUCGAGAUACAACGACCACGCAUCCUCGAGCAGAAUCAUUGAGAGAUUGUUCUCAGGCGCCGUCACUCGGGGUAAUGCGGUGCAGAGAGAAGGCAGGAUGAGCUACGCCGAGUUUGUCUGGUUCCUCAUAUCUGAAGAAGACAAGAAGAAUCCCACCAGUAUCGAGUACUGGUUCCGGUGCAUGGACGCAGAUGGCGACGGUGUCCUGUCCAUGUUUGAGUUGGAGUAUUUCUACGAGGAGCAGUGUGAGAGGAUGGAAAGAAUGGGCAUCGAACCUCUGCCCUUCCAGGAUUUGCUCUGCCAGAUGCUUGACCUGGUCAAACCUGAGAGCUCAGGUAAGAUAACUCUGAGUGAUCUGAAGCGCUGCAGGAUGGCCUACAUAUUCUUUGACACCUUCUUCAACCUGGAGAAAUACCUGGACCAUGAACAGAGAGACCCGUUUGCUGUGCAAAAGGACAUUGACAGUGAAGGUCCGGAGCCAUGUGACUGGGAUAAAUACGCCUCGGAGGAGUAUGAGAUACUGGUGGCGGAGGAGACUGCAAACGAACAGCUACAUGAGGGGUCUUUUGACGACGACUAUGAAUCUGAGGAGCUUCAGGUCCCCGGAGAGAUUGAGAAUAAAAUGGAAAAACUGGUGAUAUCAGAUUUGACAGCAUAGAAACUUUGUCCCUGGAAUUCCUGGGCCGUACAUCCUGGAAAACAGAUGGGGAGCGAGUGACAGACGUUCCCCUCAGGAUGGAUGGACCGAAAGAUGCAAAUGGAUGUAAAAUGAUUCUGGCAUCUGUCGUACGAUGACUCUGGAGUGUUCCUCAGAACGGACUCGUCAGUUUUGUUGUGUGUGUGACUGUAAACCAGUACUGUUCUAUGUCCGGUGCAAAAAUAAUGCACCUGUAUUCAUGCAGGAAACAAUGUCACUGCCUCCGAGAGAACAAAGCCAGCGAUGGUGGGAGAAAUAAGCUCUAAGCAAACCUUCACUGUAAAAUAAUGUAAUUGUGAAUUCUCCACUGACAAUCCUGCCAGACGACAAUCACUUGCAAUCUCAGUCAAUGCUCUGCUGAGGGCGGACUGACACUGUACCACAAAUAGACGGUUGGAGUUGGCAAACGUGCACACGGAGACACUGCAGAUAAGGAUAGUGAUAUGCAUCACCUUCCAGAACCCCACAGUCACAACAGUCAGCUGCUCAGUUCUACCACACACAGACAGACACUGCCAUCAGAGACCGGCUGCCCGAGCAUCUCGCCCGUCACUGUGUUUUUUCUCGUAGAGGAAGUCGUUAAAACCUCUGUUCUCUUCAGGGAGGACUCACGUAAAACCCGUCCGACAGGUUGCAGCAGCACCUCUCUGUGGCCGGCCCGCGUUACUGCACGUCAUUGCUCGUCGUGCACGGCACGUAAUGACUGGCUCAACCUUGCCAAGAGGGAGCUCAGUUCACUGCACAGCCUGAGCUGCUCUAUUCUUAGAGAGGCAUUAUCGGCGCCCCACCUCUGGACUCGCUUUGAAGUCGUCUCUUAACCCUGGAAAAAAUGUCUCCGACUGCUCGGACCGUCAUGUUCCGGCCGCUGAGCUUCAGCAGGGCAGAGGGAGAGACGAGAGAGUGAGGCGUCUCGACAGACAUAAUCAAACUCUCUGGUAGAGUUGCCCACACAUUUCCACCUGUAACAUUUGUAAUUAUAUAUAUGCACAUAAUAAGAACUGUGAGCCGUUCCUGUCCAUCUCAUGCAUUUGUCCAGCACAUGGUAUGUAUUUUAUCUGGUAACUAUUUCAUUUGUCUCUGUCGUUUAUGCCAAAAAUGCAAUUUUUCUGCCUGGAAGUCGAUGUUAUUUACAUUUUCCCUGUAACACACACACCCCUGAGGAUGCCUCCAAAUGAGAAAAAAAAAGAUAUCAGUCCAGCCUCCAUCUUAUAUAGGAAACAUAGGAAAAACAACAUCAAUGUUUAACGGCAGCCUCUCUGAAGCAGGGCCCCUGUUAUGCUAAAACAAACCACACAACACACUUUGAACAGUUUCCACUAGGAGCUGCUUUCUAUCGAGGAAACUGAGGUUUGUGGACAGUAACGGGACACCGCGUCUGACAGGACGUGAUGCUGUUGAAUUUCUGAAAUGUAAUUUCGUUUUUUCAUGCUUUCCACAUGAAAUCCCACUCGCUCACCAUUGAGGGGGACAGAAAUCCUCAGCGAUAGAUUUAUGUUAAAAUGCAAAUUGAAUCCAUUAAUUUGAUUGAACCGAUCCUUCACCUCUUGUUAUUUACUGUGCAGGUGCAUGUGUGUACACUGCCCUCACUGCAAUAGUUCAGAGCGUGUCUUGGCUUAUACAUCACUGAUUGAGCGUGUUUUAGGGACGUGUGAUCUGUUGCUCUCAGUUUAUAUGUCCUAGUCGUUGCCAUGGUGAUGAUGUUCCUGUGUUUUAUGUGUGUAUGUAAUGUACGCAGACACACUCGUACGCACACCAUGUGAUAGUUGCAACUGAAAGGGAGAAAGAGCUCGUGGAUGACCUUGAGUUUCCCUCCUCUGCUCCACAGCCAUUGUAAAUGUGCCUGACUGUAUUAAACUAUAUUAUUAUUAUAAUAACAGUGAUAAUGAGCCAUUAUACAUACAAUGGCUGUUUUCUUUUCUUUUCUAUGUUGAUGGCUUGUAUUGCUGUGCCACUGUGUGGCUCGUGGGGCGGGGGGGUAAAUUAUGUUAGAUGUGUGUAUGUUUGUGUGUUGGAUCCACAGUGGAUUUCAGUGGGGGGAGGGGGGUCCUCUGAAGCUCCGACCACCUGACAAUCAAAAUAUAUGAGAUAACGUGUCAUAUAGAGAACCUCUGAGACUGAUGCUUCACUGCUGUGGUCACAGACACACUCGUGGAGACGUUUUCAACCAGACGUUGAAGGUGAUGGGACGUCUUCCUGGCUCUAUGCAAAGUGUCCUGAUGCUCACAUGUGCAGCAUCGGGGAGGAGAGAAGCCAUGUGGGACUUUUACUUUGAAACUAUAUCUCUGCUGAGACGUAGAGAAGAGACUUCUAUUUUGUGUACUUCCUCUGUGCAGAGAGAUGUAACGCGAAUCCAGAGGGUUACAGUAUUGGCAUGGUUUUCUUUCUCUUCAUCACUUUGUCUUUCUUUCUUUCUUUCUUUCUCACUUUCUUUCUUUCUUUUAUUUGUCCU